CUCCCCACACCUCUGUCCUCCAUGAUUGCCUUCACUCCUGAGCUCCAAGAAACAAACACACUCUCUCUUCUCUUCUCUCCUCACACUCCCUCUCUCCUCGGGUGUACGGCGCUCUCCAUGUGUAGGAUGACGAUGAUGGCCUAGGGGGUGGGUGUGUGGUGGGAUGGGGAGCAGCAGCUGGAUCUCUUCCCUGGGUUCGCGCUCGCGGCUGCGCUGAAAGAUCCAUCCUUCCCUCAAGAUCCUCUCCUGCUCAAGGAAGUUCGCCUGCAGUAGAUCUUCAUGUAGGUUGGUUCCUUACUGAAUUUCAGAACAAGUUCUCUGAACCCUGAAGAAUCCAAGGAGUGCUAUUCUGUUCUGCUCUCUUUGGUGGCUUUGAUGGCGAGGAGGAUGUCGCCGAACAAUCCGAUGCGCAAGUACUCGUGGUGGUGGGAUAGUCAUAUCUGUCCUAAGAACUCCAAAUGGCUCCAGGAAAACCUCUCAGAUACGGAUAGCAAAAUCAAAGUUAUGAUCAAGAUCAUUGAUGAGGAUGCUGACUCGUUCGCAAGAAGAGCAGAAAUGUACUACAAAAGGCGCCCGGAGCUGAUGUCCUUGCUUGAGGAAUUAUACCGUGCUUACCGAGCUUUAGCUGAAAGAUAUGAUCAUGCAGCUGGGGAGCUCCGACAGGCUCAUAAAAAAAUGGCAGAAGUAUUUCCCGACGAGUAUCUGAUAGAUUUGGAUGAUGACCUGCCAUCUGAAACUGCAUCGUCUGAAACUGACUCUGACAAUCGUGGCGAUAUGACACCAUUUUUCCGCUCUUUCAUCAGCACUGGUGAUUCGAAAAGGCGUAGCAGAGAUGACCAGGACCAUGAGAAGCUACAGAAAGAAAUUUCAAGCUUGUCACAGGAAAAUCAAGACCUUAAGAAGAAGAUUUCGUCAGUGUUAGAAAAGAGUGAAAGCGCUGAAUCGGAAGUUCUUUGCCUGAAGAAGGCCCUUGCUCAACAAGAAUCGGAGAGGGAAGCUGCGGUUUCACAGUGCCAGCAGUCAGGUGACAGGUUACAGAACCUCAAGUCUGAAAUAUCACAUACCCAGGAGGAAUUCAAGAGGCUGAAAGAGGAGAUGCAAAACGGGCUGCAGAAUUUAAGUGCUGCAGAGGAACAGUGCCUUCUGCUUGAGAGGGCUAACCAGGGUUUGCAUUUGGAGCUAGAUAAACUGAAGUGUGCUUCAAAAGAGAAGCAUGAAGAGCUUAAUGAGAAACACAUCGAGUUGGAAAAGCUUAGCAUCUCUAUACAAGAAGAGCAACUCAAAAGCAUGCAAGCGGAAAUGGCACGGCUGUCUUUAGAGAAGCAACUGGCACAAGUACAGGAGAAGCUAAGACUUUUGUCUCUUGAAAAGCAUGGCGAAACAAACAAGUUUAAGGACAUUGAAGCAAGCAAACUUAUGCUUCAUAACGAAUUGGAGAAGAUUCGUGAAGAGAACCGCAAGCUGGAUGAUCAAAACCACUCCUCUAGAUCUGUGAUAAUUCGCUUGCAGGAUGAGAUAAUUUUCCUGAAGAAUGCACAGCGGCGACUUGAGGAGGAGGUGUCUCGGCAUGUGGAGGAAAAGAAAGUACUUCAGCAUGAACUUUCAAACAUAAAGAAUGACAGGGGUGAUGUCGAGAGGAAGCACUUUUCGAUCAAGGAACAAAUAGAAGUGGUUAAUUUCAAUGUGGAAUCUCUCCAAGCACUGGCUCAAGAGAUGAGGGAUGGAAAUGUUGAGCUAAAAGAGACCAUCAAAAACCACGAUGGUGUGAAAGCACUGUAUGUUGAGAAUCUGAUGCAGCUAGAGAGAACAUUGGAGAAAAAUGCUCAUUUGGAGAGAUCUUUGUCAGCUGCUACUACUGAGGUUGCAGGACUGAGAGAGAACAAGCUUGCAUUGGAAGAGUCUUGCAAGCACCUCAGCUCCAGGGUUAGUGGACACCAGUCUGAGCGUGCCAUGUUCAUUGCGCGGGUCGAGGGAAUUUCUCAUACCAUGGAGAAGCUAUCAGAGAAGAACGUGUUCUUGGAAAGUUUGUUAUCUGAAAACAAUUCUGAGGUUGAGAGCCAUAGAAGGAAGCUGAAAGACAUGGAAGAGUCUGCACAGGCACUCCGCAAUCAGAAUUCCCUACUUAGAUCUGACAAGAGAACACUUGUGCACGAGGUGGAUAGCAUCAAUGGUGCUCUACUUGAUUUGGAAACCCAGUAUGCAGAGUUAGAAGGACGACACUUGGAUCUCCAGCAGGAGAAAAGCAAGGUUCGUAAUGAAGUAGUCAAGCUACAGGAACUGUUAAGGCUAGAGAAAGAGAAGAGCAAAGAACUCACCCACUCAGACAAGACUCAGUUCAGUGCAAUACAGAAGCAGAUAGCCCUACUGCUAGAAGAUGGGCGGUGUAAGGAGAACCAGCUUCAAGAGGAAGAGCACAAGAUUGUUGAAUCUCAGAUCGAGAUUUUCGUCUUGCAGAGGUGCUUAGGUGACAUGGCAGAAGCAAAUUCUGAUGUAUCAGGGCAACUGCAGAAGCAACAAGAGUCGCACAAGGUUCUUGAGGAGAAGUUGGCCUUUUUGUCACAAAACAACCAGAAGCUUACUGAAGGGAUUAGUUCUGUGAUGGAAGUACUACAGUUUGAUGAGAAAUAUGGAUCCUUGGAUCUGAUGAAGCUUGACGUAGUUGUGCAGCUUAUCUUGCAUGAGAUCAAGUGCUUGCUGAAUACUAUCUCUGAUGCCCAGGAUGUGAAGCAGAACCAGAUCCUCGAGAAGUCGCUUGUUGUCACGCUUCUGGAGCAUUUUGGGCGAGAGGUGGCAGAUCUGAGGUCAGAAAGGAGUGUUCUGAGGCAAGAGUGGCAAGCGAAGAGCGAGGAGCUGCUACAACUUCAGAGUGAAAGGCAUGACCUCGUAAAGACCAGCUGUGAGUUACGGAAGGACAUGGAGGCCCGUAACCGCAAAGUGGAUGAGAUGAAAUCCGAGUCCAAGUUCUUGGUUCGACAACUCUCCGAGCUGCAAGAGUCACGACAAUCAUUGCAAGCUGAGAUUAUUAAGCUGAUAGAAGAGAACUCCUCACUGGCAGGCAAACUUUAUGACUCAAGGGAGAAAGAGAAGUUGUUUGAAGACGAUUUCAGUACUCUAAUUGGUGAAGCAGUUAGGACAGAUAUCCUUGGUGUCAUUUUCAGAAGCCUCCACGAUGAGAGGACAUCAGAAUUGCAAUGUUUGCACGAUGAUUUCGGGUCUCUCCAUGCGGCAGGCAAUGAGCUGUACCAGGAAAUCAGACUGAUGAACAAGAAGCUUGGAGAUCUACAGCUUGAGAAUAACUACCUUGAGAAGGAGCUCAGUAGAACUAUAAGCAUCUGUGAUGGCUCUAGUCCAGAGACUGGUUCUGCAAGAAGACGUACUCUGCGAAGAGAUACCAAGCUACUGAAAUCUGGCAGGAAGAGCCAACAGGAGAGUGCGGUGAACAUGGAACAGCGCAAAGAAGUCGACAAUGCUGGCCUUGAAAAAUCAAACGAAAUGUUGAGGGAAGAGCUUCACAAGCUGCAGAGUGAAAUGCAACUGCUUAGGAACAAUGAGCAGCCAGUGAUUGAUGUGAGGUCUUGCGAUGCAGAGAUCUCGAAAUUGCUGGCCAACAUGCAAAUCGCCACUGCCAAUGCAGCUCUCUUCAAGGAGAAAGUCCUUGAGCUCAUUGUAACAUGUGAGAGUUGUGAGAUAAGUGAAAUAGUACAGAAGGAAGUGUUGAAGGAGGAGAUCAGUCGGAGAAAUUCGUACGUGGAUGCACUGAAGGACAAGCUAAGUGCUGUUGAGAUUGAGAACAGAAGGCUGAAGGUUGACCUGAAUGGCGACUUCACAGUACUAGGCGCAUUGCAAACUGAAGUCGAUGCAUUGGAGAGACAAACCCUGUCACUUGCCAAGGAUUGCGUGCCAUCGAGCAAACACAGGAAGGAGGAAUUUCUGUUGUCACCUCAGCUCUCAAAGAUUGCUGUGAGACCAAGUGAUGACCAAAACUCACCUAAACUGGUAAAAGACAUGGAGCUGCAGAAACUGCAUGGAACGAUCAAAGCACUCCAGAAGGUGGUUACAGACACUGGAGUUGUCCUCGAGCAAGAAAGGCUUGAUUUCAGCAGCAAUCUCCAGGACGCCAGGAAGCAGAUUGAAAUGCUCAAGCUCAAGGACAUCUUGGACAGUGACGCUGGCGACGUGAACUACGAGCGGAUGCUGAAGGACAUUCAGCUUGACCUUGUCCAGACUCCCAGCCGCCGAGCCAUCGGCUCACACCGCCUCAAGAAGAAGAUCACAGCACAACCUGACGACAAGAUGCUCGCGCUGUGGAGCGUGGUCAGGACGAGCAGCGGCAGCGGAAGGCACGAUGACCUGCGGCCGCCACAGAGCGAGGCGGCAUCCGAGAAGGACAAGGGUAAACGGUACUCUUCUGAGGUGAUGCUGGUGAAGGAUCUCGGUGUCGACAAGCAGGAGGAGGUACCAAGGCCCGUCGCCACAACGGAGCCGCACCGCGAGUGGAAGAAGAAGGUCAUCGAGCGGCUCUCCUCGGACGCGCAGAGGCUGAGGGACCUCCAGUCCAUCCUCCAGGAGCUGCGGGCAAGCGUGGAGGCGUCAGGGGAGAGCGAGCUGGAGAGCGUGAGGGCGCAGAUGGUGGAGUCUGAGGAGGCCAUCACGCAGCUGAUCGAUGCCAACGGCAAGCUGCUGUCGAAGGCUGAGGAGUUCACCUCCGCAGACGGGCUGGACGGCGGGAGCGUGGACCUCCGGAGCCGGAGCCAGCGCAAGAUCCUGGAGCGGGUGCGGAAGAUGUCGGAGAAGGUGGGGCGGCUGGAGAUGGAGAUGCAGAAGUUCCAGCAGGUGCUGCUGAAGCACGAGGAGGAGCGCGCCAGCCGGCGUGCCUCGAAGACGGUGCAGCGGCGGUCCAGGGUGCAGCUGGUGGAGUACCUCUACGGGAAGAGGCGUGGUGACGCCCCCCGCCGGACCAAGCGCGGGCCCUCCUGCUGCAUGAGGGCAAAGGCCAUGGACGACUGACUUCUUCCAGUUCUAGAAAGGCUUAUUGUCAGUUUCUUUUACUACCUAGUUUUACUUCAUCUUCAGAAAAUGCAGCAAACAUUGCUCCUGUUUAAUUUUAUGCUGCUGUUCUAGGUAAAUAAUUAUGUGAACUGUCGAUCUUUAGUUUCUUCGUUAUAUCAAGGAUGUAAAUGGUAGCCGUGGGGAUUCGUGGUAAAGCUAUAUGAUAAACUGUUAAUUUCAUCGUAAAA
Messenger RNA from Lolium perenne, 5237 nucleotides. RefSeq names its product protein NETWORKED 1D. Lineage: Eukaryota; Viridiplantae; Streptophyta; Magnoliopsida; Poales; Poaceae. Gene Ontology annotation, molecular function: actin filament binding. Gene Ontology annotation, cellular component: plasma membrane. The record is from RefSeq and is a predicted model, not a curated record.